AUGAAUAGACCGGGUAAUUUCUUCAUACCGGUUAUAGAACUUACAAGUUCGGUUGAUGACACCCCCGGAAGUUCGCAGCCCCCAAUAAGAAGACUGAAUAGAAGUCUCAUAGAAUUGUUGCGUCGCUUCGAUGGAAAUAGUCCAGGAGAGUCCGAGCCAAGGGAUCAAGAUAACUCGAGCUUACUUGAGUUGGAGAACAACGAAGUCGAUUCGACUUCCACCACAACUGUACAAGCGUCAAGGUCUACAACACCACCGGUCAGAAUUUCCACUCCAGCUGAUCAAGCACAAACCAAUGAAACCAAUGCUCCUGUAGUCCAACACACCAACUUCUACAAUUGGAUGAUAACCACCGUCAUUCUCGACGAUUUGAGCUACAGACAACCUUUCAUCAACUCCGCUCAAGAUGCGAACCAAUUAACACAAGAGGAUUUGUACCUCCAGGCUCUUGACCUUUAUCUCAACGCAGACCGGUUAAGGCCUCAAGAGUUGGUGAAUCUGCCGUUUCUUCCACGCCCCAUGCGUACUGGAGACACAUUGCUGGAUAUUCCUUUUUUGGACCCGUUAUUAGUGGUACUCUGGCGCAUCCACAUCGACGACGUCCACUGGAUGCUCAACGUGCUUCCAUGGAGGGUGGUGGAUCGUCCCAUUAGAACAGGCUGCAGUAUCCUUGCCUGGAUAAUCGACAUCCCACGCAUCCACGAAUUCCUGGAAGAGACCAGAGCUCCUUUCUUUAUCGUCGUCAAGCUAAUACGUUUCUUAGACAGUUAUCAUGAAUCAUUAGAUCAUCAAGCUUAGUGUUAUUUUGUUUGUAAAUUUUGCCACGUGAUUGUAUUUACGGUUUGGUAAAUAUCCACAAACAUUUUCAUUUAAAUAAGCCUGCGUAGUUGUUAAGUUUAUUGUUCGUCAUCGGUCUAAAAUAUAAAUACUUAUAUGGGUUCAAUGGUCGACCAAUUUGAAUACAAAACAUCAUAAUUUGUAAUAAUCAAUUGUGACGUCGAUUUUGUGAUUAAAGAACAUUUGCAAACCAAAUUACAAAAAAAUCGAUUAGCUUUUUUUAUUUUUCAUCAUGGCGUAUGACCCUGGUCGAGCGGUAGUCUAAAAUGUAUGGAGUUUGAUAUAGAGCUCUAUUCGACUCUACCAGUAAAGGUCUUAAUCAGGAAAAUUACAGACUUAGCAAAAUUUUACGUCUAGCUAGAGAGCGAUGACAUCAGAACGUGACGUCAGAGCGUAACGUCAGAGUUUGAGACGUCACGGUACAGUCAACCUACCUCAAGUUCAGCCGUAACUUUUUCUGUUUCUCCUGAAAGGUGCGCACUAAAAUAUAUAAGACAAAAAAAACGGAAAAUUUCACAACAUAUUUAAUAUACAAUAUAAAACUCUUAGCCAAUAAGAUUGUUUAACACUAACACAAAUUUGCUUAAUACUAACAUUACACAUAUUUAGCCAAGAUUCACUAUAUGGAAAGGACGUAAUAAUUGUCGCUAAACGGAUCAUCAUUAGCGUCUCCCACAAUUCGAAACCAGAUUAUGUCGAGCACGUAAUGCUCCGAGAUCGUCGUGACAUUUUCCAGGGUGAUCGUGACACCGAUCAGGCUAUGAUGUUGGUUCCAAUGCUCAACCAGGUGAGCGUGGACUAAUCGCUCGACCAAGAAGUCUGGAUAAUAGAUCCACACAAUUGGUACAAUGCACGUAAUAUUAGACAUUAUUCCCCCAUAAAAUUUCGCAGACUGUAUAGUGUGGUGAAUUUUGAUAAAAUGAAUCACCAGAGUCCAUCCAGUGUUUAUAUCCCACUCAGAGGAAUCAACGACCCCAAUAUACUGCGUAUCCUU
Messenger RNA from Cotesia glomerata, 1831 nucleotides. RefSeq lists its product as uncharacterized. The transcript has 2 exons. The coding region runs from base 1 to 798 and encodes 265 amino acids. The record is from RefSeq and is a predicted model, not a curated record. Lineage: Eukaryota; Metazoa; Arthropoda; Insecta; Hymenoptera; Braconidae.